AUGGCCUGGCUGCGCGAACGGCCCGAGGUCAACGACACGGCCAAGCUCUGGCUCUACGCCCGGCGCGGGGAGGGCAAGAGCACCAGCUACGAGUACGAGCCAGAGCUUUCCGUGACCAGUCGCAUCCGGUGCACGAGGAAUGGACGCAGCCAGUGGAUUUGGAUCACCCGGGACGAUCGCGACAGUGAUGGGAAGAAGGCCACCGUGUCGUUCUUGGGCCGUGACAAGGCCCUGCUCGAAAGCAUCCUGGAAGAAGGAAGAGAGAUCCAACGACAGAAGCGCGAGAAAUUCCUCACAGUGGUUCAGGUCUAUGACUUUGGAAAGGAGCAUGGCUUGAAUUGGCUACACCCUCAGGACAAGGACCGGAAACAGCCGGGCCGCUCGAUUUCCUCGGUGGUCUUGCCCAGACACAACGCGCAGAGCAGCAUGGACCAGGCUGAGGCCUUGUUGGAGGAUGCCCGGGAGUUUCUGGCCUCCGAGGCCUGGUAUACGGAGCGUGGAAUCCCCUACCGCAGGGGCUACUUGCUCUAUGGCGUGCCGGGCGGUGGCAAGAGCUCACUCAUCAUGGCUGUGGCCAGUGAGCUUCGACUGCCCAUCUACGUGAUGAGCUUCUCGUCCGAGCGUAUGAACGACGAGGUGCUCAGCUCGCUUCUGCAGUACGGGAUGCACGAUCCACCGACGAUCCUGCUGCUGGAGGACGUGGACAUGCUUCACUCAGCAGUCCUCAACCGUCACAAGCCGACGGAGGAGUCAGAUUCAGAUCAAGAGUCCGAGAAGCGGAAUAAACGACGAGGACGGCUGACGCUUUCGUGCUUGCUGAAUGCCUUAGAUGGGCCGACAGCAACCACCGGGCGCUUGCUGUUCAUGACGACCAACAACCGAGAUGCCUUGGAUCCAGCUUUGCUGCGUAGCGGGCGCAUCGAUUACGAGCUUGAGUUCAAGCCUGCGGCGUCCGAACAAAUCUGCCGACUCUUCCUUCGGUUCUACUCCGACUUCAGCCGAGCGAACCACAUGGAUCCCGCGAAGCAAGGAAAUGGUGAGCUGAAGCUGAAGGCGGAACGCUUCGUGCAGCGCUUGGAGGAGUCAGGUCGGAAGUUGACCACCGCAGACAUCCAGAGGCAUUUGAUGAAGCGGAAGAAGAGUCCCGAGCGUGCCGUGCAGGAGGUGCAGGAGCUGAUCGACGCCUUUGCAGAUGAGCCGACCGCGCCACGCCCGGAGAAGGACAAAAAUACGGCGCAGGCCGCGUGA
Durusdinium trenchii is the source of this 1248-nucleotide messenger RNA. NCBI's taxonomy places the organism in Eukaryota, Dinophyceae, Suessiales, Symbiodiniaceae. The record is from the annotation of a GenBank genome assembly.